UGUAGCAAUAUUUUUGUAUUUAACUAUAAUUUAGCUUUAGAAAUGAUAAUAGUCAGUUAUAAAUGUGAACAUAUCUACUAAACAAUUGUAUAAAAUGAACAAAGUGCAAAAAAACUGCAAGGUUGUAACUUAUGUGGUCGAAGUGACAAUAGAUGAAUCUAAUAUUUAUUCACAACACAGCAUUGAAUGUGAAUGAAAAGGAUAAUUUAAUUAUCCCACCGCAAGGCUAUUCUCAGAUUGCAGUACAAUGGCAACAGUAGAAAACGUAGAUUCCAAACAUACAGUCAAGUUGCAGGCAAACAGAAGAGAAAGAGAUGCCAUGAACAACGAAGUGUCGUCUUCGAGCGACGAUUCAAACGGAAUAAACGAGACUUUGUCCAAAUUCAACAAAUACUACAAGGCCAGAUACACGGCCAACUUGUCGGACAAUGAAACCGAAAUAUCGAGGAGACCGCUCCAGUCGAGAGGGCACCAUAAGUCAAUGGGAAAUCUCAACGAGAAUUACAGAGAGAUCACAUCACACAACAGCAUCAGCAAUAUAGACAUAAAUUUACAUGCCACGGAUAUAAAAAAGUUUGAGUCAUUACAAAUUCCUAUCGUAGGGUACGAAGUUAUGGAGGAGAGAGCCAGAUUUACAAUUUAUAAGCUCAAAGUCGAAGACGAUAAGAGGGACCAGUCGUGGCUAGUUUUUAGACGAUACACAGACUUUGUCAGGUUGUACAACCGGAUUAAACACGAGCUCCCGAACAUGAUGCUCCCGCUGCCAGGUAAGAGGUGGUUCAGGGAUAAUUUUGAGCCGGCGUUCCUAGAGGAGAGAGUGAGAGGUCUACAGAUUUUUAUUAAUGCCGUAUUAAAUAAGUUACCAAAUCACCCAGUCGUCCGGGAUUUCUUUUGUUUGGACGAGCCCCCACAGGUGUUUAGCUACCAGCCUGAGGUGCAGGCGGUAUAUGGAGCCCUAGAGGACUCGAUAACAUCCCUGAAGGUCCAACUCAAGCAGAAGGAUGCAACGAUAAUGCAUUUACAGAAACAGAUUGCUCAGUUAGAUGACCAAAUCAAAAACUGUCCAACUUGUAGUACAAAUAAGUGUUCAAAGUAGUGUGAUAUUUACAUUUCAGGAGACUUUCUCAUAAUAUAAUUGUAAUAUAUUUUAAGAGCAUUCAACAUUUUGAAGAUAAUAAGCAUUGGAGUUGAUCUCCUUAUUUUUUAUUAUCGUUACUGAAGAUUUACGUAACUAAUUCAAAAUAACUACAACUAACUUUUAUAAAGCUACUAGCUGUCCCGGUGAACUUCGUGUCACUUUAAAACCUUCCCUG
Aricia agestis (brown argus) is the source of this 1313-nucleotide messenger RNA. It is a transcript of the gene Snx16, whose product is annotated as sorting nexin-16. Gene Ontology annotation, biological process: endosome to lysosome transport; early endosome to late endosome transport; protein targeting to lysosome. The transcript has 2 exons. Gene Ontology annotation, cellular component: early endosome; late endosome; extrinsic component of endosome membrane. Lineage: Eukaryota; Metazoa; Arthropoda; Insecta; Lepidoptera; Lycaenidae. The record is from RefSeq and is a predicted model, not a curated record. Gene Ontology annotation, molecular function: phosphatidylinositol binding. The coding region runs from base 248 to 1096 and encodes 282 amino acids.